Messenger RNA from Exophiala viscosa, 1702 nucleotides. RefSeq names its product ribonuclease H-like domain-containing protein. The record is from RefSeq and is a predicted model, not a curated record. Bases 229 to 1257 code for a protein of 342 amino acids. Lineage: Eukaryota; Fungi; Ascomycota; Eurotiomycetes; Chaetothyriales; Herpotrichiellaceae. The transcript has 2 exons. Gene Ontology annotation, cellular component: mitochondrion. Gene Ontology annotation, molecular function: 3'-5'-RNA exonuclease activity; nucleic acid binding.
CAUCACAAUUCGCAUCCUAGUCUACCGAUCGUCCACGAUGGAAAACCCUUCCUGGGUAAAUCAACCUAUUGACUUUCUUCUCUAAAUCUCGAUGUUGAGACGAAUCGAAGAAAAUGGUCUUUUGCGCUCGAUAGUGGACCCUUUACGUGAAACCGUGGACUGACUUCAUUAUGAAUUUCGGCUUCGCCUCGCAAUAAAUGCAGCGCCUGGCCAUCCCCUGUUCACUACAUGCAUAGGUUAUUACCAGGUCGACUUGUUGCUCUCUCAUUCAGGAACAAUCGCAUCGUUUACUGUAGCCUUCGAGCUUCGACCUUGAGGUGGACACUCCGCGAUACCGUGUCGGCAACUCGAUUGCGACAAUAUCCGCUUCGGCGCUGUAUCAACGGCCAGACACAUCAAUACAAGACAAAGUCGAGGCGCAACAGCUUGGGCGUGGACUUGAGCUCAAACAGAGACUCAGAGCCAAACAACAUGGCAUUGACACGAUCUACAGACCCUUUGGUCUGGAUAGACUGCGAGAUGACAGGCCUCAACCCCCAAACCGACACAAUCAUGAGCAUAUCCGCCAUCAUAACAACAUCCGACCUCACCCCCCUCGACAACUCCGGCUUCGACGCCGUCAUCCAACACACACAGACCCAACUCUCAGCCAUGUCAGAAUGGUGCGUCCGCACACACGGCAACUCCGGCCUAACGCAAGCCUGCCUCGAAUCCAGCACCACCCCGGACACCGCAGCACGAGCCCUCCUAACAUACAUACAGCGAUAUAUCCCCGAACCGCGUCUUGCCCUAUUAGCAGGAAACAGCAUUCACGCCGACAAAUCGUUCCUGAUGGUCCCGCCCUGGAACGCCAUCCUCGAGCAUUUACAUUACCGGCUAUUCGACGUCAGUGCGACCAAGGAAAUGAUCCGCCGGUGGGCACCGUCCGAAGUGUUGGAUGCCGCGCCACAGAAGGCCAACAAGCACACGGCUCGAGAGGAUAUUUUGGAAAGUCUAGAGGAAGCGCGGUACUACAUGCGCUUGAUCCAGGGGAUGUCGCCGUCGUCUGCGUCUGCGUCUUCAUCAGCACCUGGUUCUGGCACACGUCUGAACACCAUGGGAACGGGAAUGGGAACCCUCCCAGCACCAGUACCCGUAUCCAAUUCGACAUUGGGCUUGAAACAAGCACAGGAAGAGUCUCAUACCCGCAGAAACUACGGGACCCGAGAGGGCGACGUCGGCCAACUAGACGAGGGCUUCAGGACAGAUGUGCCAUGAUGAAUCGAAGCUGCCAAGUCUCUCACCAAUACUUGCUAUCCAGGCCCUGAAUGAACGCAACACAGGCGAUGACAGAAACUGAAGCCCGAAGAGUAUGGGCUGGAAGAAUGAGUCUACGACGAUGUCCACGAUGUCCGAGAAACGCCACGAUGAUCGUUCCAAGACGGAGGCUUCGGUCCAGGGGCAACCGAAAUAUGGUCUCCUUGGAGGAGGCAAGGACUAAGAGAAAGAAAUAGCUUAUGCUUACUCGAAAAUAACGAGGAGCACGCAGGGCCGAGCACGAUAGACGACCCGGGCAUCAAGCAUCAGCACCGUAGCUGAAGAAGGGCGGUGCACGUGCAAGUCAAAGCCCCUUGCAAAGGCCAUUCACUCUUCUGGGGUCACUAAAGAGCGUAAACCGGGGAAUGAGGUGUAAUGAGGCCGACUUUGGUAAACGAGCUUACCG